UUUUUGACAAUUGUAAACGUCGUAAUUCCUGUUUCUACGUACGUGACAAUUCUCUUGUGGUGUGCGAACUCAAAUGUUGUGCCUCACAUUUUCGCGUUACGCGAAAACAAGAAAAAAGUGAUUGCAGCAGUCAAGGCAAAAAGUAAAGCAAAAUUGUCGUCCAACGAGCUUGUUGGCGGCGCGCGUCGAGUAAAAAAAGAGUGAAGCCGAACGCCAUGGCGUCUACAACAAAUAGUGGUCAACAAAAUGCCGGUAUAAAUACUAUGGUCGCGGAACGGUCAAAACUCUUCCCGCUAAAAAGUAUUGGUGAUGUUGUGAAAUUGUUUCGAUCGCAACUAGAAACACCGGAUCCAGAUUUAACGCUGCUCUCAAUCGUGGCUGGUUACAUUGAAAAUACGCUGACUUGUGCGGGAGGCGGUGGCGCUGGAACAGGUGGCGGAGCUGCCGGGCAGGACUCGGGAGGACAGGCGGCCUUGAACCUGGCCGAGAAAAUAAACGGCUUUCCAGUAGUGACUUUUGAGAUAGUGGAUGGCCUCUACAAGAAGUUCCAGACGGUGCUUUCCGUUUUCGACAAGCCAAAGUCGGCCAAGUAUCCAAAUCGGCUGGUGAUAAAGAGGAUUUCGGAUAUCAUAUGGAAUUCGUUGAUCCGUAGUUCAUACAAAGAUCGAGCGCAUUUACAGAACCUCUACAGUUAUCUAUCAGGCAAUAAACUAGAUUGCUUCGGCGUUGCGUUUGCCGUAGUGGCAGCUUGCCAGUUCCUGGGCUACCGAGGAGUUCACUUGGCUAUUUCGGAAGACCAUGCUUGGGUGGUUUUCGGGAAGAACCGUGUGGAGACGAUCGAAGUGACAUGGCACGGAAAAGGCCACGAAGACAAACGAGGGCAGGACGUGCUGGCAGGUUACGAGUCUCGGUCCUGGCUCUACUUGGCAGGGCACCCCGUCAUUUGUGACCGGUAUAUGGAAGUUGCGGCGCUGGUCUCGUCUAUAAAUCCAUCUCUAACGCUUACUAGUGAAUGCUUAGAGUUAGCUGAACUACAGCAACAGCUUUUAUGGCUGCUCUAUGACCAAAAGCAUUUGGAAAAGUACCCAAUGAUGCUAGGUAGCCUUGGUGAGUUUGAGGAGGUUUCGCCUUCUCCAGGACGUCCUUCCAGCGAGGAGCUGUACGCGGAGGCUACUAAGUCAGCUCAAAACUAUUACAAAAACCAUCACGUUUACCCGUAUACCUACCAAGGUGGUUACUACUAUCGGCAGAAUAUGUACCGUGAAGCGUUCGCGUCGUGGGCGAAUGCUAGCGACGUUAUCCGCCUCUACAAAUAUUCACGCGACGAUGAGGAAAUUUAUAAGGAGUUCCUGGAGAUUGCAAACGAAACAAUCCCGCAUGUGAUGAAAACGGAAAGUUCCGGUCACUCUGCGAAAAGCAUACUUCGGGAUUCUGUGUGCUUCGCGAAUUUGUUACGGUUCUACGAUGGAAUCUGCCAGUGGGAGGAAGGCAGCCUCACUCCAAUCCUGCAUAUAGGUUGGGCGAAGCCUCUCGUGAACAAUAUCUCGAAGUUCGACUACGACAUUAGAUCGCAAGUGAUUAUCAACUGCGCAAAAGACGACGAUGACGAGAAGGUGACAGGGAAAAACAACGAUGCUAGUGACAAGCAUAAGACGAAAGAGGAGGAGACCCCCAGUCAAUUGGAUGAAGGGAACAAUAAUUUUAUCAAAAGCGAUGAGGCUAAAACUGAAAACCCAACACUGGCUGCACUCACAGCUGCUUGCGGUGAAAAAAUUUUAAAUCCUGAGUUUCUCCUCCAAGGCGGAGGUCAACCCUUCGCUGACCAGAAGCAACGGAAGACUCCGGAUCCCAAUGACGCAAAUAGGCAGAGUGAGAACGACUUUAAAUCAUCGCAAAAUUCUAUUAAACUGGAAAAUAACACAAACAACAUUGAGCCUAAACUAGAGCUUAAGAACGAUAUAAUCUUAAAACAAAACGAAAGACUCGACUAUGAUGAGUACAAACCAAAACGACCGGUGAUCACCCUUUACAGCCAAAAGAUGAAAGGUCUUAAGGAUUUACUUCUUGCGGAAAAGUUAAACACACACGCAAUAUCAUUACAAGUGACGGCUCAAUCUCAGGUGGCGGGGAAAAAAGGUCGUGGAGACAAAUCACAUCAUCACAAUCAGAAUCACAAUCACCCGGCAUCGACAAAUAAUGCGCAAACUGUCGUAUCUGAGACAGAGACUUAUAGCCGUCCAAAACGGACGCGACGCGAAUAAGUGAAUGAAAUUAUUGAUUCGAUGGAGGGAAAUUACUAUAUGAUUAGGUGCCUUUUUAUCUUGAGAAUUCGAGGAUAUGGUAUGUUUAUAUUUUAUCCACUGAUUCAAUUCUAUAUUCUGUAUAUACAAAAACGAACCCUGAAAUUUGAAAAUAUUUACGAGAAAUUAUUAGAUUUCUAAAUUUAUGGGCGAGAUGAAUCACUACAUAGUAUCUCGUGUUUAUGUUAGUGCUACUUUAUGCAAGCCAAGGUACCAUGUGGGACAUCAAGCUAUGACAAAGUCAAUUUGUUACUGUUUUCUUUGAUUUUAUUCCAAAAAUAUCAAGUGUUUUUUAACUGUCGGCAUACAUCUUUCAUGCAACAAAGAAAUCGAAUUGGAAAAUAAUCGUUCAAACUUUUAUAGUCAGAGCGUUAAUGAAGUAAUGGAUCGAGGCAACUUUUGCGGAGGAUGCACUGCUAGUUUCUGAAUUGUGUGAUGUGUAUCAUAAUUCUACCGCCUUUAAUGCAGAUAUCGAUAAUUUUCUAGAACGCAUGGAACUUUAUAUCUUAAUUUCAUGUUUUCCAGGAUUCACAUAAUUUAUGAAAGAUACUUAUUUUUCGCAUUUUUGGUAAGAUUGCGGAAUGAACAUUGUUGCUCUGUGAAGUAUAUUUGUUCCAGAAGUUAUGUUUUCUUAGGCGAAUAUAUAGGAAGGGGAACUCAUUGUUUUUGAAAACUUCAGAGAAAAUUAUCACUAAAUAUUUUCCCUUCAAAUAUGAGAGAAUGUUAUUUUUUAAUAGGUUAUUACGUAAACAUUGCUCGUCUGACGAGUUCCUUAUAGAGUCUUUAUUUUUAACUUUCCAACAUGGUUUGGAAGCAAAAACAACUUAUUAAAUAUUGAAAUCAAAUUCUAGUUUUACAUACACAAUAUUGAGUUGUGCGUUCUAGGUUUGACGUAACUUUCGCUUAAGUUAAUUGUAUGUGCUAUUAGUAUUUUAGUAUUUAAUCGUCUAUUGCUGGUGGUCAUAUAGAUGAGAAGUUCCGUAGUGGCAAACAAAAACAUCGUCGUAAAGCUAAACCAAUUUGUUCGAGUGAGUGAGUGAGUGAAGAUCGGAAAUUGAACAAUAAUCGCAAUUCAAAUUCAUCUAUAGAUGAGACAUACUAGGCAAUAACAAUUGCAACACACUCAUAUAAUUUCCAUAGUAAAAAAAGACCAUAGUUUUCUUCAAAUAUCGUAGAAAGAUUCAUUGGGAAGUUAACUCGAAUGAUUCAGGGUUAUUAAUUAAAUAUUGUCUCUGGCUUUUUGGCAUAAAUUUUAAUUUUUAAUACACAAAUUGCAGCUACGAAGUUCUCUUUGGGCCACUUAUAAUUAAUUUAACGAAUUUACUUCUCUAAGAAAUUUUGUAUUUCAUACAUUCUUCGUUUUAUUUUAUUAUUGAUAAAGAUAACUUAGUACAAACGUUGUGAUGUUGAUUAAAAGAAAUAAUUUCAUCACAAAUCUGCAGAAAAAUCAAAACAGAACUAUUGAUGGAUGUGAAAGAAAAAAUAUCCAUAAACUCUCUUACAUUGUGCUUAUUUACAAAGUCAUUUUGAUGUUAUUUUGUUUGUAGUAUCAUUUUACACAUGAUUGAAGCUAGAAAGUCUGGAAUUUAGAUGCUGUGGCUUUACAGUUUUUAAAAUUACCUAUUGUGUCCACGUUUAUUUGAGUUUAUUGUUACCAACUUGCCUCCAAAUUUUAUUCAGCGCCCUGUAUCCUUGCGUUUGGAAAAAAGUAAAGAAUUUCAUCACCGUCAAAGAUUGAUAGUGAAAAAAGAUGCGAGUAAUGAACCUGUUUGAGGACUAAAGCAUUCUCUGCGUAGCACUGAUAUUCUAUUAGUUAUUCAAACAAAACAUAUUCAAUAUAGAUAUUGAUAUUGAUUACUAUUCAAAUCAACUAAUAUCUUGCUGAGGUUGUGUUCAUAAUUAACAAGUUAUAAAUGUCUUUCGUUGAUGAACGCAAUAUGAAAAGGUCGUGGUCGUGGUCGUAGGUUCAAAAUUACAAUUUUUUUGUUUGUCACGUUUAGAGCGCAGCUAAAAUUGGUGUGGUUGGUUGAUUUUGGUCCGGCUCAAGCAAUUGGCCGAAACUUACCUUGGUCCCCCUAUAUACAUAUUUGUAACAUUCUCGUGAUAACUGAAUUGGCAGUGAAUGCCCUAAUAGCAGCUAUGUACUACAAGUGUCGUUUAAAAUGCAGCUUACGGCCAAUCAUAACUCCAGAAUAUUAAAAGAUACAUUUUUCUUUCGGUUAAUAAUUCGCACUUCUUGACUUUCAUAAUCUGCAAGUGAGAGGUCAACAUUCUCUAGGCACGACAUAAUUUCCCGAAUUGCUUCAUUAGUGUAUAUUUCGAUCUCAUCUCAUCAUCUUGUAGGAUUGAACGUACUUUUAACGCAAGGGUUAUCAUCGAACCUCAUUAUUUAUCUUCUUCGAUUGCAGUUUUACAUUUUAUUAUUAUUACAUAUUCGGUCGAAGACUUUGUCGCUGGGUCUAAGAGGAAUACAGGCCUGCAGGAAAAAAAAAUCAUUCAAGGGCAUCUCGGUUGGAAGUGGUUGCCCUUCAUUUUCAAUAUAACCGAAUUUUAUAUAUGUGUAGUUUCAGUUUUGCUUUGCCUUCGCAUCUUUCUCCGCUCGUGUAACUCCUAAAACUCUAACGUCAACUACGCUAGCUACAGGUUCUUGCUUUAAAGCAGGUCUUGCGACAUUAUGCUUUUUUCGUAUUCUAUCAGUAAUUCGGCCUGUUUUCCUAGAGUACGGUAUGACGUGACAUAGACGCUUGACGUGCUUGUUGCACCCCGGCUAUAAUUGGUUAAAUUUUUAACUUGCGUUUUUUGUCAGCUUGAAACUGAUUUUCCUUUUAAAGAUGUCGUUCUCCUUGACACACCAGUGCGAUUCCUUAGCUACUAUAUCGCUGAAGAAGCUGUUUUAUGGGAGGUUUUUCCCCUUCGGAAAGUAGUUUUGGUAUCUGUGUUAGCAACGACAACGAGUCAUUAGUUAACAGCUGCCCCACUAUUCAGUUCUAGAAAUCUUCAGCUAUAAUCUUCCGAUGAUGGUCGGCUUGCAUUGUGAGCUAGUUUACUACCAAUAAAUUUUCCUCCACUAACAUUAGACUUGGGGUAGAUUUAUUUUCUGCGCCUUUCCCAUUCCUCUGUUCCUUAAUUUGCCUGAUUCGCCACAUCGCUAUAUGUUGUCCCAAUGCUGCUGGACACUUUUUAUGAAUAAAGGUUUGUCUUUCUUUCUUACUUUCGUCACAUUUAAGUCCGGAAUAUAUUGCUCGUUCUAUCUGAUGACUUUUUCUAAAUUUCGCCGAUCAUUGUAUAGUAAUGAUUGGGGAUGAUGCCAUAACCCUGAUGAAGACAUAUGCAUUGGUGUAUUUUGGUCCCAAUUACUACCUUUCGAUUUCCAGUUUUUGGAGACUGUCCAUUUUUCGUUGCUGAUAAGAAUUCAAUGCAGGGCUCUCAGAUGUAUAGUAGGCAAAAUAGGAAUGCUUCGGAUGAAGAUAUUGGAGCUCUACUUCUCAUCCAUAUUAUAGGUGCAGUACCAAAAUUCCAUUCUCAUCCUACAAGUUAUAGUAAUUGUUAAUAGCUAAAUAGUCGCUAUGUCACAUCAAGUUUAGCAUAAAGAGGAAUUGAAAUAGUCAAGAUAGCACUGAGAAAGUAGACAUUAAAAUAAUAUGCCAUAUUUUCCAGAAGUUAAAAACUUUAGACUGACUGCGAAAUCUAAUGCGAUCCCUAAAACUGUGGGUAUAUUGUAAUUUGAAUUGAGAUUCUCUUGCUGAGUAGAAACGUAUUAACCUUGCUUGUUUGAGUUCUUUUCUCUUCAGAGGUUCAAGUCAGGACUGCGUGGCAAUUGUUUUUAUAGGAAAGCUCAAAUCCCUCUACAUUAUUUGCUAGAUUCGUUGUGUUCCUGCCUCCAGUUCAUUUUCUCAAUUACUUCCUUUGCAUCAAAUUCCUUUUUAACAGUGAUCUCUGGAGGAUUUUCCUCUUGAAUGGUGCGCAGUUUCUUUGCUUAUGAUUCAAGUUUCCGAAAUAAAUGAGGGCUGGCAAUAGAUGUUAUAGAGAAAAAAUUUCACAUCUUCACUGAGUAUUCAAUUUACUGAUAUGUAACAGGGCUAUCCUUCGCCAGGGAUAUAGGCCUGCUGUUUUCAAGUGAUUACAAACUUAUAUAAUACUUAUAUAGUUGUUUGCAUAACAUUAAACUGAAAGCACACAAAAGAGUGGAUAGAAAACAUGCUUUCUUUCCUUAACCGGGACUAUUCUCAUUGCGGGAUACGUAUUUUCUUCAGAACCAUAAGCAUACACCUUCUAUCGGUUCGCUUCCUAUGGAAUGAAUAAGGGAAAACUCGACCAUUUGUUUUAUUUGAACUGCUUAUUUUUAACGAAAGUACUCGCCAAUACUAUCAACACACUUCCGCCAUGUUAAUAGUAAAUAAUUUACCUCUUUGCUUUUGAGACUGCUGAAUAUAGAAGGCCGAUUUUAAUUUUAUCAAUUCGAACAUGAGAAUUUCCCAGCCCGCUUCAUAAUUCUAGAUUUUUACAAUGUUAUAACAGAGGCUUAGAGUUAAAAUUAUUUCGACUUUUAUUUGUCACAUUUACUUACCUGUUUACAAUGAUACUACUGAACAUAUGUAGAUUUACCUGAACUGGAUGAUUUCCUCGUGAAAUUAUUUUAUUUCGGUUCGGUUUGACAAACAUAUCUUAUCGGAGAUAAAACCUAUAUAUAUUUAAAUCUGACGAUUACUAACUUAAAUUUAAAUUAUUUUAUUGUUAUCGUGAUUUACGUAUUCCAUGUUGUAUCACAUUUCCUUAUAGAGGUGCUGCUUUUAUGCAUAGUCAUCUACACUAUUUUUUAUAUUUUAUUUUUUAUUUGAUCUUAUUGUAUCGAGGCAAUUAGCGGAUUAUUCAAUAUUAGCUUUUUGUAUCUUUUUUGUUAAAUUUUUGAAAAUUAUACACGAAAAUCACUUGGUCUGUGGAAGCUUAAAUUUUAUGAAAAAUAGAAUACCGAGGGAUUGAAUAGAUAUUUCUUGUUUUUGAAAUUCUACCUUUUACUUUUAUUUGAUUAUAAUUUCGCAUAAUCUCUGCGCAAUAUAUUUCCACGUUACUUUAUGCAUAAGCGGAGAAAUACUUUUCUCUCCCUUGCUUGAUUUCAUAACUUUUUUAUAUUACUUAUUUUUGAGAAUAAUGCAGUAUUGUAUAUGAAGAAAAAAUAUAAAGAUCCAUUGAAAACA
Hermetia illucens (black soldier fly) is the source of this 7495-nucleotide messenger RNA. RefSeq names its product menin (gene Mnn1). Gene Ontology annotation, cellular component: histone methyltransferase complex; nucleus; chromatin. The transcript has 2 exons. Gene Ontology annotation, biological process: negative regulation of cell cycle; regulation of transcription by RNA polymerase II; negative regulation of cell population proliferation. The record is from RefSeq and is a predicted model, not a curated record. Lineage: Eukaryota; Metazoa; Arthropoda; Insecta; Diptera; Stratiomyidae. Gene Ontology annotation, molecular function: Y-form DNA binding; transcription cis-regulatory region binding; chromatin binding. The coding region runs from base 216 to 2261 and encodes 681 amino acids.